UCGAUGAUGUCAUCUGAAAACUCACUCCCCCAAGUCAAAGGCGCCGAUUUGUUCUCUUCUUUUUUAUUUUCGCCCUAGAGUUUCUCCAAUGCGUCGCGGACCACAGCACAAAAGGUAGUCAAAUAACGAGGUAGUCAAAUAACUGAAGUUAAACUGUAGAUAAGCUUUGCUGUCUAAACGACGCGGGACUAAGGGGGUUUGGCGACUGGACAUAGAACCAAACAGCCCCUUUUCUGUGGGCGAGCGCGUCAACUUUUAUUCGAACCCCAAAAAUGAAUCGGAGUUUUAAUAAAUCUCAGUCUUCCCUGCAAUACUUGGACUGCAUCGCGGUUGAAGUGAAAAGCAAGUACGGAGCAGAGUUCCGGAGGUUCUCCGUGGACCGUUUCAAACCGGGGAAGUUCGAGGACUUCUAUAAGCUCAUCAUGCACGUUCACCGCAUCUCCAACAUGGAGGUCAUGAUUGGCUACGCUGACAUCCACGGAGACCUGCUGCCAAUCAACAACGACGACAACUUCUGUAAGGCGGUGUCUACGGCCCACCCACUGCUCCGGGUCUUCAUACAGAGACAAGAGGAGGUCGACUACAGCAGCUACGGGACCCACUCUCUGACCCGGAAGAAGAAGGCUGUGGUGGCGCUGAGGAACGACGUCAACAGGAAGCGACCUCACAUCCGCAUCGGAAUGCCGCAGGACUUCCGGCCAGUCUCCUCCAUCAUCGAUGUGGACAUCUUGCCGGAGUCCCACCGCCGCGUUCGUCUCUACCGUCACGGCUCCGACAAACCCCUGGGGUUCUACAUCCGGGACGGGACCAGCGUACGGGUGACACCACAUGGCCUGGAGAAGGUUCCUGGGAUCUUCAUCUCCCGCAUGGUACCUGGCGGCCUGGCUGAGAGCACAGGCCUGCUGGCUGUUAACGACGAGGUCCUGGAGGUCAACGGCAUCGAGGUUACUGGGAAGACACUGGACCAGGUGACUGACAUGAUGAUUGCCAACAGCCACAACCUGAUUGUCACAGUGAAGCCGGUGAACCAGCGGAACAACGUGGUGCGAUCCAGCCGGAUCUCCGGCAGCUCCGGUCAGUCGUCAGACAGCAGCGGUUCCACCGGCUACCCCAGCCUGUCCACCACAGCCAUGGCGACCGGUGCCGACGAGCUGGAGAGCGACGAGGAGUCAGACAUCGUCAUCGAGAGCAGCCUCAAGCGGCCGUCGCGGCGCUCCAACACAUCAGUGGUGUCUGUGGCAUCAACAUCACGCUGCCACACCCAAGCCCCUCCCCCAGCACCCGUGGAACACCCCAGCCCCCCUACCCGACCGCUCUCUGUGGUUUCCACCGCCUCCUUCCACUCCCAACCCUCCUUCCACUCCCAGCCCAGCCUCAACGGCCUCUCCCACCACGGCAGCCUCAGCUAUAUGCUGCACAGGGACCUGAACCUACAGCACCCACAGUACCAGCCCCACACCCUCCAGCACCACCAUUCCCAGCACCACAGCAGCAACCCAGCCCUCCGGGAGAGCAACGGCAGCCUCCACAAAAUCCUCAGCACCAUGAGGACGGACCCUCGACACAGCCUGGCCCUGCCCCGGGGAGGGGUGGAAGAGGACGGCACCGUCAUCACCCUAUAAUACACACACCUACACUUUUAUAACACAGACACACACACUUGGAUGUGAGCUGGAGCAUCCCCUGCCCGGUAUAUCCACCAUGAGAAUGAACAUUGUUCCUCAAACCUCCUCCUAAUUUCUUUAAAAGUUUUCUAAGACAAAUAAUCCAGGAAACAAGGAAGAGUUUAUUCUGUAUUGUUUGAAAGUUUUCUAUGUCUUGUAAAUGUCCUGAUGGGAUUCACCUGCUAUCCUUUAGUGACCACUUUUAAUCUGAAUUGCCAUCUUCUUUUUGGGACCAACCCUGAGCUUUUGUUUUUAAGAACAAUUAUGUGUCUGUAAAAUGCUGCCUGUCUGUACUGAUCCUCUAUCUCUGUAUUUUAACUGGAAGAUUCUCAUCUGUAUCUAUUCCAAUAAAUUAUUCUAAGCUUUAAUGAGAAAGUGUUGGAUCAUCACAUGUACUAAAACUCUUACUUCCCUUACCAGCAGUCAUUUAUACCUGGUACGUUUUGAACCGCUAUCAAGGAAUACUUCCUACACUGAAUAUGGGCCUAGUCUAUAUCCUGUUUCCUCUACUCCACCAGUUCUGUUUGUGAAGCUCCUAAAAUGUUCUCCAGGAAUGCAACGUGCUCUUUGCUCUUAUCUUUACUGUUUACUCAAGACACCUCGGCUCAGCUGUGAACCCUGUUACACCAGGGAGGGGGAUGUGAACCCUGUUACACCAGGGAGGGGGAUGUGAACCCUGUUACACCAGGGAGGGGGAUGUGAACCCUGUUACACCAGGGAGGGGGAUGUGAACCCUGUUACACCAGGGAGGGGGAUGUGAACCCUGUUACACCAGGGAGGGGGAUGUGAACCCUGUUACACCAGGGAGGGGGAUGUGAACCCUGUUACACCAGGGAGGGGGAUGUGAACCCUGUUACGGCAGGGAGGGGGAUGUGAACCCUGUUACGGCAGGGAGGGGGAUGUGAACCCUGUUACACCAGGCUGGAGUGUGAAGGUGAUAAGCAGACGCAAAUUCAGGUGUUAACCUCUCAUUCACUUUCCUACACUAUUGGGCACACACAUUGAGAUCCAUGUUCGGAUCCAGUGGUACUUUCGUUUACAAGCACAAUCUAUCCAUCCAUCCAUCCAUCCAUGAUAUGGUAAACUUUGAAGUAUAUGGAUUAUGUGGGACACUAAGCCAUCCAUCUGUGGUUUGAUUUUUGUAUGGGAUUCUUCUCACCAUUAUUCACAUUUUAGUUCAAAGCUUUUAAGCUGUCAAGGUUUGCACAUUUUUUGUUGUUAAACAGUCUUGUUGUUUCAACUCUUUAAAUCGCCAUGUUAGUACUCCCAGGAUUAACAUAGGAUUAUCACCCCAUUUUGGUUCACAAACAUGUCAUUUUUGUUGCUCUUUCCUUUUCCUCUCACCAAAGGCUGCUCCGGUUACCUUGACAAUGUGGUCUUCUGAGCAUAUUGAGGUUAUUCUCUGCAUUUCUUCACUAUGGACAGUCAGUUUAACCCUGUUGAGUAGUGCUAUAAUGUAUUGGUCACUGCCCCCUCCUGGUAGUACCAUCGACUCAGUGUGGGCCCACAUAUUCACACCUAAGAAAUAUUACAGGUUUUAUAUUUAUUACAGAAACGUCUAGAUUUUUUCUGGAAUAAUGUCUAUUGUUUUUUACUAUCUUUUUAAUGUACAUAAUGAUUUUAUAAUAGAUUUUUACAAGGAAAAACGAUGACCUAUGAACAAGUGAUUCCAUUAGGUAUAAUGGUACGAGGAUAAUUAUGAUUGGGAAUAUUUCUGCAUAUCAUGUAAACUCUACUGUUUUUAUUCUAUGUUAUGAUGAUGUACAUAUUUCAAUACAUUCUCCACACAUACAUUGGAGAAAAGGUUUGUAAAACACUUGGUGCCUUUUUUAAUUCAUUUUAGCCCAGAUAUGUACUGAGCACUCAAAUGUAAACAAUAGUUGAAUGGAUAUUAGGGCUUGAUCUGUAACUGCUCAAUCAUUAUUUUGUAGGCCUAGUUGCUCUUUCAACGUAGUAAACUGUAAGUAUCACUUCAACUAAUUCCCACAAUUGAAAUUCAAACCCUUUAUGCAAUUAAUUUGAAAUGUAUUGUGAAUAUUGUGUUCAUAUUAUUUUCUUACUGUUUUGUCAUUUUUGGGGGGGAGAAUUUUUGGAAAUAAAGGUUUUA
Messenger RNA from Salvelinus namaycush (lake trout), 3771 nucleotides. RefSeq names its product partitioning defective 6 homolog gamma-like. The transcript has 3 exons. The coding region runs from base 273 to 1622 and encodes 449 amino acids. Gene Ontology annotation, biological process: regulation of cellular localization; centrosome cycle; establishment or maintenance of cell polarity. Gene Ontology annotation, molecular function: protein kinase C binding. Lineage: Eukaryota; Metazoa; Chordata; Actinopteri; Salmoniformes; Salmonidae. Gene Ontology annotation, cellular component: apical plasma membrane; nucleus; cell cortex. The record is from RefSeq and is a predicted model, not a curated record.